AUGUCGGACCUCGCCCAGCUCCGCGCGGAGGUGGCCAAGACGAUCGCGUCCCUCCCGGAGGUGAUUCGAUCGUGCUCGGUGGACGUGCUCGUGGGCGACAUCGCGUCGGUGUUCGACGAAGAUGACUACAGACGUCCCCCGGGCAUCGACCCGAACCACCCGGCGCCUCCCAAAACGUGGAACGCGCUCAUAGAGGCCAUGCGCGACCCGCGGCUGACCUCCUCGGAGGCGGUCAAGGAGCUCGAGACGGCGGCGGCGGCGCUCGAGGCGCGCAUCGCCGACGCGGACGAGGUUCACGACGCCGGCGACGACGACCCGACGAUACACGCCCGCCCCUUGGGCACCGGGCUCGUGUCGUGCAGGGCGUGCGGCAGAGUCCUCGCCGCCGAGGCGCUCGCGGCGCACGGGAAAGAAACGUGCGCGGCGGUGCGCCAGGCUCUCGGCGCGGACGGAGUGGCCCGUGCCCUGGGCGGGACGUGGGGUUUCGCAGAGCUGCCCAGCGCGUCGUCGCUGCUCGCCGCGGUGCCCCGGGCGGGUGGUGUCGCGUCCGUCCCGGGGGGAGGCGCCGCGCCCAAGGUUAAGAAGAUGACGAAGAAGGCGCUGAAGGAGCAGCAGAUGGCGGCGGCGGCGGCGGGGGCGGGGGCGGGGGCGGGGGCGGGUUUGCCGGGGGUGCCCCUGGGCGCGGGCGGGCCCGCGAGGGCUGUGCACGGCGCGACGGGCGGGUUCGAUCCGACGCGGGUGUCCGGCCAGUUCAACCGGGGCGCCGCGUACGACGUGCAGCACCACCUCUUUCUCCAGCAGCAGCAGCAGCAGCAGCAGCAGCGUCAUCAUCAGCAGCAGGGGUCGCAGCAGCUCGGGCUCGGGCUGGGAUUGGGGAGUGCCAACUCCGCGGGUCUCGCGCAGCUCACGCCCGGGGAUUUCUCCGGCGCCGUCCCCGACCAAGGGUUCCGGGGCGCGUUGGGGGUUCCGCCGGUUGUCGCCGCGGCGGAGAAAAAAGCGGCGGGGGCGAAGCGGAAAAGGGACGCGGCGGCGGCGGCGGCCGCGGCGGCGGGGGCGGGUGUCGCGGGGGUCGUGGGAGCGGGAGCCGGCGCGCUGCCGCCGGCGGCGUUCGCGGCGCAACAGCCGCAUGGAACCCCCGGCGGGGGCCCAGCUGGCGCGUUCGAUGCCGCGACGCUCGCUCAGCUCAACGCGCAAACGGCUCGAGCGCUCCAGCAGCGCCGCGCGGCGAUGGCGCAGAAGAUUGCGCAGCAGCAGAGGCUGCGGCAGCGGAUGGAGCUCGACCGAGAGCGCGCGCCCGGGUUGCAGGGAGUGGCGCCGCUCGCGCAGGUCACCGACGUGGGGCGGCUGCGGUACCUGCGGCAGCGCGCUCUGUACUCGAUCAUGUUCCACGGGACCCAGCGGGAACUUCUGGACAGGAUGACGCCCAACAUCGUCCCGGCGCAGAUUUACCUCGCGGGGGCGUCCAGCGUCGUGCCGCCGUUUCCAGCCGUGACCGGUUAG
Micromonas commoda is the source of this 1500-nucleotide messenger RNA. RefSeq lists its product with no specific name. NCBI's taxonomy places the organism in Eukaryota, Viridiplantae, Chlorophyta, Mamiellophyceae, Mamiellales, Mamiellaceae. The record is from RefSeq and is a predicted model, not a curated record. The coding region runs from base 1 to 1500 and encodes 499 amino acids. The transcript is spliced from 2 exons.